Messenger RNA from Mesorhabditis belari, 210 nucleotides. NCBI's taxonomy places the organism in Eukaryota, Metazoa, Nematoda, Chromadorea, Rhabditida, Rhabditidae. The record is from the annotation of a GenBank genome assembly.
AUGGUUCACGGGCCAUUCCAUCUCAUCAAAAUAAAUUACUACACGACUGUUUUUUGCUCGAUCAUCAACGUCUCUGUGAUCUUUCUCGUUAUUUUAAAAGCGCCUCGGGAAAUGAGGAUUCAAUCAAAGUCUAUUGCUUAUGCACACUUUAGCGCCGUGCUUCGCCGACUUGAUUCAUGGCUUUUUCUGUUUAGCACGAUACACGAAUUC